AUCUGAAACCAAGGAAUUCUACUUUAAGUGGUUCUGUUCCAGAAUAACUACUGUCUGCCAUGAACCACUGCGUCCCCAGUUGGAACAUGGAAGGUGAUCUCCUUCCGGUGGGACACCAGAAGAUAUCCAUGGGGCCUGACCAUGAGCUUGUAGAGCUCUUGUGGAGAAAUGGACAAGUAGUGUUACAAAGCCAAACAAAUAGAAAACCAGGUCUCAUUGCUAAUGAAUCCAAACAAGUUCAGAAGACUGAUCAAUCCAUGUUCAAGGGUAUUGGGUCUUUUGGAAAUUCAAGCAAUUUGAUUCAAGAAGAUGAGACUGCAUCAUGGAUCCAAUACCCACUUGAAGAUUCUCUGGAAAAGGAGUUCUCUGAUUUCUUCUAUGAGUUUCCAACUACCAAUCACCCCGAGGUUUAUAAGCCAGUCAAACAAUUUGAAGCCGAUAAAUAUGUUAAAUUUGGUGUCGCAGAGGAGAACAAUGCACUCGUCACUAGCAGAGCACUAAGAUCACAGCAACCCACUUUCAAACAAUCAAAUGAUCCUAGUUUAUCUGCAAAUCCAAUGCCUCCUCCAAGAUUGCAAGUUCCUCCUCCAACUCCGCAAGACCCUAACUUGGGUGAGAUUAGAAGAGUUGUAAACUUUUCUCACUUUUCAAAGCCAGUCAAGACUGACUUAGGACCAUCAAAAGGAUUAAUUGGGGAGCAAGGACCAGGAAAAGUAAUCAGGGGUGAGGUUGGAGACAACUCAGCCCUGACUAUUGGUUCAAGCCACUGCAGCAGCAACCAAAUUGUAAAUGAAGCUGAUUUGAGUCGUGUUUCGAGUAAUGGGGCUGGUGCAACUGGUAUACUGCCCCAACCAGUCAAAGAAGCUGCUAAGAAAGUGCUUGUUCAGUGUGACAGAGCGCAAACAGGUUCCCUUGAGCCAACUGUUACUUCAUCUUCCUGUGGAUCUGGGAGCAGUUUUGGUAGAGCAGGCAAACAGUCCACUAGUACCCCUAGUAACAAAAGGAAGAGCAGAGAUGCUGAUGAAUCUGAGUAUCAAAGUGAGGAGGCAGAAUUUGAAUCAGCUGAGGCAAAUAAGCCAGUUCAAAGAACUGGGUCUUCUCGCAGGAGCCGUGCUGCUGAGGUCCAUAAUUUGUCAGAAAGAAGGAGGAGGGACAGAAUCAAUGAGAAGAUGAGGGCACUGCAAGAGCUUAUUCCACACUGUAACAAGUCAGACAAAGCAUCAAUGCUAGAUGAGGCGAUUGAGUACUUGAAAUCACUUCAGUUACAACUUCAGAUAAUGUGCAUGGGGAGCGGAAUGGCGCCAAUGAUGUUUCCUGGUGUUCAACACUACAUGUCCCGAAUGGGUAUGGGAAUUGGUCCACCUUCCUUGCCUUCUUUGCACAAUCCAAUGCAAUUGCCAAGGGUCCCAAUAGUUGAUCAAGCAAUAGCUGCUUCUGCACCAAAUCAAUCAGUGAUGUGUCCACCUCCAGUUUUGAAUCCAAUUAAUUUUCAAAACCAGAUGCAAAACUCCAAUUUCCCUGAACAGUACGCACACUACGUGGGCUUCCAGCACAUGCAUGCUGCUCCUCAGCCCAUGAAUAUGUUUGGAUAUGGUUCUCAAAUGGUACCUCAAGGCCAUAAAAUGGUUCCUCCUGUCACUAGUGGUGGACCCUGCAAUGGAGGAGUUCCUAUCGACAAUACUCAAGGCAGCAAGCUGGGUUGACCUCCGACAAUUCAUGCUUAUCUGAUGCAGAUGGUCCCCAGGGUGAAUGUAACACACCCAUAACUUGAAGCCAUCGAAGCUUCCUCUAAGUCCUUGUGCAGCAAUGGACCAGUCGGAGUAUUUAAACUAUUUGUACAUGCUGGUGACAAUUACUGAACUUCCAUGAUUACUACUGCAAGAGAAGGGGUGAAGUAUCUCAUCCAUACAGAUCAUAUCAUUUAAACGGUGAAAGCGAAGUCUUAAGAAUAUUUCAAUCAAGCUUCAAACUUGAGCUGUAACUAUGUUGAUCUUUGGUUCAAUUAUCCUGAGCUACCCUUCUGAAGUUUUGGAAACAAAGUUCUUUGUAUGAAUUUCAUUAUAUGGGGAAAUGUACAAAAUCUGUAAUUGUUUCUAAUAUGUGAGCACCUGGUCGUAUCUCUCAAA
Molecule: messenger RNA, 2126 nt
Organism: Telopea speciosissima
Lineage: Eukaryota; Viridiplantae; Streptophyta; Magnoliopsida; Proteales; Proteaceae
Product: transcription factor PIF5-like
Exons: 9
Coding region: 60-1703 (547 amino acids)
Biological process (GO): regulation of DNA-templated transcription
Molecular function (GO): protein dimerization activity; DNA-binding transcription factor activity
Source: RefSeq, a predicted model, not a curated record